Molecule: messenger RNA, 1728 nt
Organism: Penicillium taxi
Lineage: Eukaryota; Fungi; Ascomycota; Eurotiomycetes; Eurotiales; Aspergillaceae
Product: MFS transporter
Exons: 2
Coding region: 1-1728 (575 amino acids)
Biological process (GO): transmembrane transport
Molecular function (GO): transmembrane transporter activity
Source: RefSeq, a predicted model, not a curated record
AUGCAGUCUUAUCUGCAAUAUCGUCAAUUUGGAAAUGUCGCUCGAAAACGGCUAGUAUCAACAUCAAAUUCCAGGCAGUAUGGCCCAUCACCCACUCUAGAUGGACGCCAGAGUCCAGUGGGCAGAUCGGAAGAAACCGAAGUUGGAUCUCCGACAACAGAACAGAAAUUCGACUCGGAAGCUCUAACUACGACUAACUCUCACGACCAGCCGGGUGAGUCUGCGGCUAAAAAGGAGAUUGAUUUAUCAGAUCAGCCUGAUGGCCUUAUUCUCGUUGAUUGGGACGACGCGUAUGAUCCUCAGAUGCCUAAGAACUACAGCUACUCUAAAAGACUUAUGGCUACCAUAAACGUUUCGCUUUUGGGAUGGGUUGUUGGUGCUGCUUCUUCUAUCAACUCAGGCGUUUCAGCUCAGACUGUAGAGGCCUACCACGUCAGCAAUGUGGUAGGAGCCUUAGUGACUGGGCUCUACCUGCUCGGCUUCGCAGCUGGCUCACUCGUCAGUGGGCCGUUGUCUGAGAUCCUUGGCCGCAACUUCGUGUACGUUGGCUCCCUGUCUCUAUUUAUGAUAUUUGUCAUGGCCACAGCACUGGCACCAAACAUCGGUGCCCAACUAGCAUUCCGCUUCUUGACUGGCGUCUUCGGCUGCCCGCCACUAACAUGUGCCGGAGGCACAAUAGCCGAUCUAUGGAAUCCACUCGAGAAAACGCUCUACUUCCCAAUGUAUUCCGUCAUCUCAUUCGGUGGCCCUGUGCUAGGUCCAGUCGUCGCAAGUUACAUUGGCCAAACUGGUGGUCUGUCCUGGCGCUGGACGUCCUGGCUCAUCCUCAUCGUAUCCGGCGCAGUUCUCAUCUUACUACUCCUAUUCCAACCAGAGACAUACUCGCCGCUCCUCCUAAAAUGGAAGGGUCAACAAUUUCGCAAAAUUACCGGUGACUCAAGAUACCGCUCGGAAAUGGACACUGAGAAAAUCGCCCUGUUCCACCGUAUUGGCGGCGCGAUGAAGCGCCAGAUAAUGAUCACAAUACACGAGCCUAUCAUUUUGCUCAUCUCGCUGUACAUGACUAUCUUAUACAUCGUUCUAUUCACUUUUUUCGACGGCUACACCUUCAUCUUUAGGGACACGUAUGGCAUGUCUCAGGGUCUGACAAAUAUCAUCUGGGUCGCUAUGUUCGUCGGCAUAGUCCUAGCCACACUAGUCAUAAUACCAAACUACUACAUCACGAAGAAGAAAUUCACUCAAGCAGCAAUGGAAGCCAAAGGCGCCGACCCGGCAACUGACUCCCACGCCCUCGACGGCGUACACACAGCACCCGAGAUCAGACUUUUGUUUGCCAUGAUCGGCGCGCCAUUCAUUCCAAUAAGUCUCUUCUGGAUGGGCUGGACAGACUACGCCUCUAUAUCAGUGUGGUCGCCCAUCGUUGCAUCGAUGUGUUUUGGCUUCGGAACUAUUUGCAUCUUUAUCAGCUCUUACAUGUACGUUAUUGACUCUUAUGAGAUCUAUGCUGCUUCUGCGCUUGGUUUCAUGACUGUGUCUCGGUAUUGCGCUGCUGGUAUCAUGGCUAUUGUUGGCAUUCCAUUUUAUCAGAAUGUUGGUGUUCAUUACACUUUGACUAUUCUGGGAUGUAUCAGUGCUGUUAUGGUUCCUGUGCCGUAUGUUUUCUAUAAAUAUGGCCCUGUUAUUCGGAGAUGGAGUCGAUAUGCUAUGACUGAGGAUGUCAAGGUCUGA